Molecule: messenger RNA, 961 nt
Organism: Galdieria sulphuraria
Lineage: Eukaryota; Rhodophyta; Bangiophyceae; Galdieriales; Galdieriaceae
Product: slowmo homolog 2 isoform 2
Exons: 2
Coding region: 104-742 (212 amino acids)
Biological process (GO): phospholipid transport
Cellular component (GO): mitochondrial intermembrane space
Molecular function (GO): phosphatidic acid transfer activity
Source: RefSeq, a predicted model, not a curated record
UCUUCUCGCACCCUCUUGUUUGGUGUAGAUAGAAAAGAAAUUUUGACUCAUCGGCCGGUAUUCAUCUUCCGUUGGAUUGACACAGAUUCUCCUCUAUUUGGCGAUGGUCAAAAAGGAAGUUGAAGAAUAUAUCUAUGAACAUCCAUGGGAAGUAGUAACCGAAGCAUCCCUUCGAAAGUAUCCCAAUCGUUGGUGUCCUCAAGUGCAGCGAGUGGAAACAAUGAGGCGAACGGUGGACAACAGAGGUCGUCUCCUUUCCAGAAGGCUGUUUCAAGGCACCAACCCAGUUCCUUCCUGGUUACACUGGCUUAUUGGUUCUGAACCAGCAUAUGCUGUAGAAGAUUCUGUUAUCGAUCCCCAAGAGAAAACCAUGGUUCUGCGUUUGAGUUCUCUUAGUUUGCGCAAUUGGGUGGAGGUAGAUGAGACGUGUACAUAUCGUGUUCACCAUGAAAAUCCCAAUUGGACAGUGUUACGACAAGAGUGGAGUUGUCGUUGGAAAGAACCCAGUGGGAUGAUAUCGGCGUUGGAGAACCUUUCAGUGGAACGUUUCCGGAAAACAGUAGCCAAUGGCAGACAAGCUGUCAAAGAGAUAUGUGAUGAUAUUGAACGUGCUGCUGAUUCUGUUACCUUGUUUGCGAAAGAAUGGUCUGAUCGGUUGGGAGAUGCUGCUCGUGAAUGGGUAGUAGAUGAGCCGACGCCUUGUGGUGGUGGUCGUCAACAAGAUGCCAAUACUCAUGGAUAAGGAUCUUUUUAGGUGUCGAUGCAAUUUUGGUUUUUCACAAUGGAAAACGAGAAUUUUGUAUUUUUUGGGUUGUUUGAGAAAUGGUUAGAAAAAAUUGGACUUUAUUCCUGAAGGUCUUGGAAAAGGAUAGAACGAAUUAGCCUUUUCAUAGGAUGAAUUGGGAAUUCGUAACCCACUUGCAUAUAAAUGGGAGAUAUCUCCUAAACUAUUUAUAAGGAG